Messenger RNA from Suillus paluster, 1140 nucleotides. Its product is annotated as major facilitator superfamily domain-containing protein. Lineage: Eukaryota; Fungi; Basidiomycota; Agaricomycetes; Boletales; Suillaceae. The record is from RefSeq and is a predicted model, not a curated record. The transcript has 9 exons. The coding region runs from base 1 to 1140 and encodes 379 amino acids.
AUGCUCUCAUCAGUCAAAUAUACCGACCGACCUUUCUCAGGUGCCAUAUUCUGCUGGCCAUCAGCGAAAUUCGAGACGUAUGGAGGGUUCGUCGGGAGCAUAUUCGUAACCGGGUGCGGUCUCUCAACGCUUGAGGUCGCUGCCAACUCCUACGUAACUGUACUUGGCACGCCUCAGUAUGCUGCGGCCCGUUUGAACUUCAGUCAUGGAUUCCAAGCCAUCGCAACCUUUGCUGGACCUUUGAUUGCUUCACGCUGGUUUUUCACUGGUGCUAAUGCGACCAGCCUUGGAACCGUGCAAUGGGUCUAUCUCGCGGUUGCUGGCCUCGGCGUAGCACUUCUUAUUCUAUUCUUCUUCUGUGACCUACCUGAAAUCACAGAAGAUAUGUUGGACGAAGAGAUAGACGAAGUGGGCAUCGUAUACGGCCCAGGACCUUUGUGGAAGCAGUAUCACUGUGUCUUCGCAUUUGUUGCUCAGACUGCCUACUACGGCGCACAAGUUUCUGUCGCUUCUUUCGCCGUCAACUUUCUCGUAGACCAAGGACUUGGCAUCCACCAGUCAAAGGCUAGUCAACUUCUCUCGUUCUGCCAGAUCACCUUUACAAUAGCACGGUUUAUUGGUGUAGCGAUACUCAACUUUAUCGACCCCGCCUUAUUACUCGCCUUCUACGGUUUUUGUUGUUCGCUGUUCUGCCUGCUGGUGUCCCAGCUUCCAGGAUACGGUGCUGUCGGGUGUCUCUUCUGUCUAUUUUUCUUCGAGUCCAUUUGCUAUCCCUGUAUAUUCUCACUAGGUACGAAGAACCUUGGAGUGCAAACCAAGUGGGGCACCAGUCUUAUUGGGGUUGGGGGAGGGGCUUGGUACCCACCUGCACAAGGUGCCCUCGCCGACAAAGCAUACACCCGCCGCUCGUAUCUUGUCCCUAUGUCAGGUUUCAUUGCCAUGACCAUUUAUGCCGUCGGCAUUGUCAUCCACCAGGCGAGGAAGAGCGGAUUCACGUUCCGCAACCGUAAUGAGCUCUCCGCCGAGCGUGCUGCUGCCACAGCUGGUUUAUCUCUAACCGACCCCCUACUCGGUGACACUAAAGGACGCUCGAACAGUGAAAAGAAGAUUUCCAGUGACGAAUUGAUUGCGGUCGCAUGA